Messenger RNA from Nomascus leucogenys (northern white-cheeked gibbon), 3860 nucleotides. It is a transcript of the gene EXD2, whose product is annotated as exonuclease 3'-5' domain containing 2. NCBI's taxonomy places the organism in Eukaryota, Metazoa, Chordata, Mammalia, Primates, Hylobatidae. Bases 735 to 2600 code for a protein of 621 amino acids. Gene Ontology annotation, biological process: nucleobase-containing compound metabolic process. Gene Ontology annotation, cellular component: cytoplasm; nucleus. The record is from RefSeq and is a predicted model, not a curated record. The transcript is spliced from 11 exons. Gene Ontology annotation, molecular function: 3'-5' exonuclease activity; nucleic acid binding.
AACGGAAGUGGUUACGGCCCUAGUGAAUCCGGGUGGGUGCGCGCAGGCGGCCGCACAGGUUCCAGGUCUUUAACGUGAGUCCGCUGCAGGUGUGCGGCCCAGUCCGAGACAGCAGAUGAGGAGACUGUCCUUCCUGUUUCACAGAUGAGGAAACUGAGGCCUAGAGAAGUUUGGCAAAUUGCCUAAGUUCCUACAGCUAGAAAACAGAAACUACAUGGAGAAAGCCACAUGUUACAGAAAAAUGAAAAAGGGGCUAUUUUGUGGCUUGCUUCAUUGAUUUACAUUAACCUGCCUGGCGCUGUGGACACUUCCAUUUGCAACCGCCUUCUAUGCAUCUUGGAUAUCUCUCUAAGUUCUACCUUUUUCUUUUUCUUUUCUGAUCCUUUCUGUUUUGUACCGCCACUGCCUUACCCUACAAUAACCGAAUCAGUUUCUAUGGAGAACUGCUGAGCCUUCUGGAGCAACAGAAAGUGUUGACUCAAGCCUGUUUCCUCCACUCCCUCACUGCCCCACCUUCCAGAGAAGUAAAAAAAAAUCUCCCUACCAACUGACUGAUGAUUACAAUUUUUUUUUAAUUGAGAAGCAAAAGUUUUCCUUCAACGGUUAGGUGAUCAAAGGUUUAAAAUGCAAAAUACUUUGAAGAAGAUCCAUUAACUAAAAAAUUCAUUAAUUAGUCAGCAGUUAGAGAUUGUGGGAUUAGUGAUAUGCUUUUCUAAAGAGUAGAAAAGUCGAAGAUGUCUAGACAGAACUUAGUGGCUUUGACAGUGACUACCCUUCUGGGUGUGGCUGUAGGGGGGUUUGUCCUCUGGAAAGGCAUCCAGCGCCGCCGAAGGAGUAAAACGAGCCCUGUGACCCAACAGCCACAGCAGAAAGUGCUGGGCAGUAGAGAGCUGCCCCCUCCAGAAGAUGAUCAGCUGCACUCCAGUGCCCCCAGAUCCUCGUGGGAGGAACGGAUCCUUAAAGCAAAGGUGGUGACGGUGUCUCAGGAGGCAGAGUGGGAUCAAAUCGAGCCCUUGCUUAGAAGUGAAUUAGAAGAUUUUCCAGUACUUGGAAUUGACUGUGAGUGGGUAAAUUUGGAAGGCAAAGCCAGCCCUCUGUCACUUCUACAAAUGGCCUCUCCAAGUGGCCUCUGUGUCUUGGUUCGCCUGCCCAAGCUAAUCUGUGGAGGAAAAACACUACCAAGAACAUUAUUGGAUAUUUUGGCAGAUGGCACCAUUUUGAAAGUUGGAGUGGGAUGCUCAGAAGAUGCCAGCAAGCUUCUGCAGGAUUAUGGCCUCGUUGUUAGGGGGUGCCUGGACCUCCGAUACCUAGCCAUGCGGCAGAGAAACAAUUUGCUCUGUAAUGGGCUUAGCCUGAAAUCCCUCGCUGAGACUGUUUUGAACUUUCCCCUUGACAAGUCCCUUCUACUUCGUUGCAGCAACUGGAAUGCUGAGACUCUCACAGAGGACCAGGUAAUUUAUGCUGCCAGGGAUGCCCAGAUUUCAGUGGCUCUCUUUCUUCAUCUUCUUGGAUACCCUUUCUCUAGGAAUUCACCUGGAGAAAAAAACGAUGACCACAGUAGCUGGAGAAAAGUCUUGGAAAAAUGCCAGGGUGUGGUCGACAUCCCAUUUCGAAGCAAAGGAAUGAGCAGAUUGGGAGAAGAGGUUAAUGGGGAAGCAACAGAAUCUCAGCAGAAGCCAAGAAAUAAGAAGUCUAAGAUGGAUGGGAUGGUGCCAGGCAACCACCAAGGGAGAGACCCCAGAAAACAUAAAAGAAAGCCCCUGGGGGUGGGCUAUUCUGCCAGAAAAUCACCUCUUUAUGAUAACUGCUUUCUCCAUGCUCCUGAUGGACAGCCCCUCUGCACUUGUGAUAGAAGAAAAGCUCAGUGGUACCUGGACAAAGGCAUUGGUGAGCUGGUGAGUGAAGAGCCCUUUGUGGUGAAGCUACGGUUUGAACCUGCAGGAAGGCCCGAAUCUCCUGGAGACUAUUACUUGAUGGUUAAAGAGAAUCUGUGUGUAGUGUGUGGCAAGAGAGACUCCUACAUUCGGAAGAACGUGAUUCCACAUGAGUACCGGAAGCACUUCCCCAUCGAGAUGAAGGACCACAACUCCCACGAUGUGCUGCUGCUCUGCACCUCCUGCCAUGCCAUUUCCAACUACUAUGACAACCAUCUGAAGCAGCAGCUGGCCAAGGAGUUCCAGGCCCCCAUCGGCUCUGAGGAGGGCUUGCGCCUGCUGGAAGAUCCUGAGCGCCGGCAGGUGCGUUCUGGAGCCAGGGCCCUGCUCAACGCGGAGAGCCUGCCUGCUCAUCGAAAGGAGGAGCUGCUGCAAGCACUCAGAGAGUUUUAUAACUCAGACAUGGUCACAGAGGAGAUGCUUCAAGAGGCUGCCAGCCUGGAGACCAGAAUCUCCAAUGAAAACUAUGUUCCUCACGGGCUGAAGGUGGUGCAGUGUCACAGCCAGGGUGGCCUGCGCUCCCUCAUGCAGCUGGAGAGCCGCUGGCGUCAGCACUUCCUGGACUCCAUGCAGCCCAAGCACCUGCCCCAGCAGUGGUCAGUGGACCACAACCAUCAGAAGCUGCUCCGGAAAUUCGGGGAAGAUCUUCCCAUCCAGCUGUCGUGAUAGCUGCUUUCCUCCCAGUUAGGACAGGUGGGAAGCUGGAGCCAAGGUCGAAGAGUCGCCUGUUUCCAUUUUAAUACAUCAUUAAUUGUCAAAGCCUGGGUGACACAACUCAGAAUACUAACCUAGACUAAUCCCAGGAUGCUUCUGCUGGAGCAAAGAUAUUGUUUGAAGGAGAGUUUAUGGUUUUGGAUUUUAAACGGGCAGGGUCUUUUUUCCUCUCUUAUUUUUGUGGACAAGAGAGGCCUUCGCCUUUAUUUUUACUCUCCCUCUUCUGCUGUCCCUGUGCAGAGGAAAAAUGAAGAAUUCUCCCAGAAGUGACUUGUCAAGACUUUAAAAAAAUGUUUUUAAUGCAUUUCUUCCUUGUCUAGUGCCUCGGUUUAUCUCUAACAGGGGCUGUCCAGUAUAUCGGUCCCGUUAGGAGGGGAGAAAAAGUUCUUCCAAAGGCUGGAGAAGUGAACAAGGAGUCAAAUUUAUUUUCCCAAUUGAACUUCGUAAUUAUCAUUUCUUUGGCUUCAUGCUCUCCCAUAACUCAUGUGGUUGGGAUCCAUCCCAUCUGGGUCACUUCAGUCUACUUCACAUACUUGAAAAGGCCUUCCUUUACACUUCCAGGACCAAACAGCAACUUCCUGCCACACGCUUCCACCCUAUCACUGGGAGAAAUCCUUUUCUGGAAAUGAGCCUUUGACCUGGGUGGGGCAGAAAGAACCACAAACUCCAUCUCCCAAUAGAACUUUGAAAUUCACUCAGCUUUUCCUUUCAUGCUCUUUGUUGCCUGCUUGUUGCACUCCUCCUGCCCCAGAACUGCAAGAUUUUUAGCUUCACCCCUUUCUGAGAGGAAUGUUAUCUUUUAUCAGAAUCAGUGUCAGUUCCCCUGUAUUCUGUGCUUCAUCGAAUUUGCAAGACUGACCUCUUUUAAGCAUUUAAUUCACUCCCAGAGUCAUCUGGUCAGGUUGCAAUAUGAGGACUUCUGUCUCCUCUGAAGCCUGGGACACUGAGCUUACUUAAUACAUUAGAUGUUCAAAAGAGGAGUGUUGUUUCAUCUUUCAAAAUGUUAGGCCAUCACUUUGAGUAUAAAACUGACUUAUUAAUGAUUAGUAAUUUUUCUAAAGUAUUAGGAAAACUUUCGUAUUUUAUAAGAUCUUAACAAGCUUAAAAAAGAAUUUUAUGACCAGAAUCCAACAAGAGCUCUAUUUUGGAAUUGUGCCCAAGUUGGUGAUGUUUACUCUAAAAUUGAUAAUAAAACUACUUGUAAGCACAAGG